Messenger RNA from Malassezia vespertilionis, 1806 nucleotides. RefSeq lists its product as uncharacterized. The record is from RefSeq and is a predicted model, not a curated record. Gene Ontology annotation, cellular component: nucleus; RNA polymerase II transcription regulator complex. The coding region runs from base 1 to 1806 and encodes 601 amino acids. NCBI's taxonomy places the organism in Eukaryota, Fungi, Basidiomycota, Malasseziomycetes, Malasseziales, Malasseziaceae. Gene Ontology annotation, molecular function: transcription cis-regulatory region binding; DNA-binding transcription activator activity, RNA polymerase II-specific. The transcript has a single exon.
AUGUCUGUUGCAGCGGUAAAUCCACUGGUUCAGUUGCAAGGAGGGGGGUCGCCACAAGGUGCCACUGAAGAAGUAAUCCAGCCUAGCAAGGAAUGGGUACUUCCAGCGCGUGGUAAACCCGGCCGCAAGCCAGCAGCAACAGUGCCGCUUACAGUAUGUCGCUUUUUUCUACUUACCCUACAGAAACGCAAAGCACAGAACCGUGCUUCGCAGCGCGCUUUUCGCGAGCGCCGCCAUGCAUAUCUGGCCGAGCUCGAAGAAAAGGUAGCCCGGUACGAGGCGCGCGAAAUUGAUGCCAAUGUCCAAAUGCAGCGCAUUGCACUGCAGUGCCGUGAAGAGGCUGCACAUUUGCGGCAAAAGAACGAGGCACUCGGCGCGCGGUGCGAGCAUCUCGAAAAACAGCUGCGUGUGCUCAGCACACGAUCGUCUUCGGGCACAUCGCCACGUACUCCGCACGACUUGCCAGUGAAUACGCCCAAAUUGGGACUUAUCAAGCAAGAGGAUCAAGCGCCGCGGCGGCCCUCCGGGAUUCGCCACACUUCUGCCUCCCCUGACAAUAUGCAAGAGACGAGCGAAGAUGAGCCAUUUGCACCGCUGCUUAUGACCCGCGGCGGCUCGGUCGCUGGGGAGAAUGUCGAUCUUCGAUUCGAUUGCGGCUUCUGCCCCGAUCAGGGAUUGUGCGUAUGCCGCGGCAAGGCGCGGCUCGAUUUUGACGAAGACGGUGGAAACGUGCCGCCCACGCCUGGCGCACCACUUCAAAGUGCAAUGCCUGUGCAACCUGGCAGCGCUGCCGUCCCUCUCUCCCGCAAUCAGCUGCGCAAGACAAGACUUUGGCCUACACAAGCAGGAUCACCUGGCAUGACCAUGGACAUGCCGAUGAAUGCUGGCUCGCCCAUGUCGCCACGGAUGUCUGCGCCAUGGGCGCCGUCGCCUGCCGGGAGUAUGCGACUUGCACCAUCGCCCGUGAGUAGUGUACGCCUUGCUGCAUCGCCUGGCGGCGCGCGCAUGCGGCCCGUCGUGCCCCGCCCCCGCCCACGACUGUGGUCGAUCAGCGAGCCAGAGCAGUCGAAACCGACGCAAAGUCCCAGGAACGUGCGCACGCCAAUGGGCUAUGCAAGUGCUGGCUCGCCCGGAUCUGCGCUGCACCAAGACUACUUGGCCACCGAGGACGAUCCUGCGCUGCAGGAAUUUUAUUCCGCUGUAUCGCGCAACGUCAAGCAUCCUGUCUCGACGCAGCGAAAAGAGUCUGCUGCAAGUCCGCCCAUGGCGAUGGGCAAUCCAGCGUUGGCACCGAGUCUAGGAGCAAAAGAGAGCGUACCGCAAGCGUUUCGACGACUCCGAAACCACCCCAACUUUACCAAGUUUUCCGGUGGCCUUGAGACACUCGCCGAUGUUGUCACGCGUGGUGUAUCAGAAGAGCAAGGCGCGAGUCGUAAAACGGCUCCUGAGCUGGAAAAGGGGACAGACAUAAAAGCACCAAAUGGCGCUGCCGUCACAAAAAGUGCUUUGCAAACCGCAGCGCCCUCGGCAGCCGCAAUACUUACUGCGCCGACACCCCCGUCGAUGUACAGUCUGCGACGCACAGCACAUGCGGAGGACGAAGGGAUGCACGAACGCCGCAAGCGCAUGCGCGUGAAUAUGAGCGAAAUGUAUGUGCGCAGCGAAGCCGUAUCCGAGGCGCUUAAAAUGCUCGAUCGCCCCAAGUCCGACGCAUUGACGCAGGAAGACGAGGCUCAGAGUGCCGCAUCGCCAAGUGCGGCGAGUGUAACUACGCCCUCGUCUCGUCUUCCAUGGCCGCGACGCUAA